CUUAAAGCAGCACUUCAAAAUGAGUUCAAAGAAUAUAAUCAUACGUUUUAUUGGUUUGGUUCUAUUAGCUUUUUGUCUAACUAAUGUGGAAGCUCAACUUCGAGUUGGGUUCUACCAAAGCACUUGUUUUCCAGCUGAGUUUAUUAUUAGGAAUGCAGUCUUCAACGCAAACAGGGAUAUUACAGCAGGUUUAGUAAGACUCCAUUUUCACGAUUGCUUUGUUAGGGGUUGUGAUGGAUCGGUUCUCAUUGACUCGACGCCAGGAAACACGGCCGAGAAAGAUUCACCUGCAAAUUUCCCUAGUCUACGAGGUUUUGAAGUCGUGGACACUAUUAAAAAUGCCCUCGAAACAGUAUGCCCAGGAGUGGUUUCUUGUGCUGAUAUACUUGCAUAUGCAGCAAGAGACAGUCUUUUAAGAACAGGAGGAAUAGGAUACGAUGUCCCAGCAGGGAGAAGAGAUGGCACGCUUUCGUUAGCCUCGGAAACAAUAGAUUUGCCCCGUCCAACAUUUAAUGUGACUGAACUCACUCAAAAUUUCGCCAAUAAAGGACUGACACAAGAAGAAAUGGUGACACUAUCGGGUACCCAUACGAUUGGUCGAUCUCACUGCACUUCAUUCCGUGACAGACUCUAUAAUUUCAACGUAACUGUAAGCCAAGAUCCAAGUUUAGACGCAGCUUAUGCAGCCCAACUUAAGCUAAGUUGUCCAGAAAGUAACAAUGAUCCUGCCCUAGUCGUUCCGAUGAACCCAGGAAGUCCAAACGUGGCCGACGUGGGAUAUUUCAUUGAUGUUUUAACCAACCGUGGGUUGUUCACGUCAGACCAGACGCUCUUGACUAACCAAGCUACAGCUGCUCAAAUGGCCCAGAAUCGGAACCCUCUCGUUUGGAAUGACAAAUUGAGAGCUGCAAUGGUGAAGAUGGGUAAUAUUGGUGUCUUGACUGGAAGUGCUGGGAAGAUUCGAUUGAACUGUCGGGUUCCUAACUAAAAAGGCCAAAGAUGGGAAAGAGAUACAUGGCAACCAGCAAUUGUGCUUGACUUAGCCGGUAGUGUCAGAUUGUUGUUUGACAACUUGUUAUUAGAUUAUGUUCCGAUUGGCAAUACCAUGGAACUUAUUAAUCGCCUAAAUAAAUCGUCCUCCCUCGUCAAUAAAUUAAAGUAUUACUGUGAUAAACAAAUAUCUUAAUUGCGAAAUAUUUCUAUUGAUUAUUUUGA
This is a messenger RNA of Papaver somniferum (opium poppy), 1215 nucleotides long. RefSeq names its product peroxidase 5-like. Gene Ontology annotation, molecular function: heme binding; peroxidase activity. Gene Ontology annotation, biological process: hydrogen peroxide catabolic process; response to oxidative stress. NCBI's taxonomy places the organism in Eukaryota, Viridiplantae, Streptophyta, Magnoliopsida, Ranunculales, Papaveraceae. The transcript is spliced from 3 exons. Bases 20 to 988 code for a protein of 322 amino acids. Gene Ontology annotation, cellular component: plant-type cell wall; plasmodesma. The record is from RefSeq and is a predicted model, not a curated record.